GACUAUAAAUAAGCCAUGCCGCAGAAUGCCGGUUAUCCAUUUUCGGUGAAACUCUUCGAACCACUCGACGUCCCGGUUGUUCCAGAAUGUUAAAACUAGUGGUGUGCUUGUCGGUGAUCGGGCUGGUUGCCAGCUACGAUUUUAAGGACUCGUUCUACAAUGAGCACCUCAUGGAGGAUUUGUUGGACGAUCGCGCCACCCUAACCUUGAUGGAUCGGUUCAAGCGAGCUGCUGCGGAUGGUUCCGGGGAAGACAAAUGCAAACGCCAGAACAAGCACAAAUGCUGCAACGACAGCAACGAGGAGAAUCUGGACAAAAUCAAGGAACUGAAGAAGGAAUGCUACAACGAGGUCAAGGCCAAGGAUGAAGCCGGCACCGUUCAGGAGCCGAUCGAUUUCUUCUCCUGUGAGAAAAUCAACAAAACCAAGCAGGACAUCGUCUGCACUGCCGAGUGCGUUGGCCGCAAGAAGAACGUCAUCGAUGAGAAGGGAGAUCUGCUGGCCCCGGCCGUCCUGAUUCCAUUCGUGAAGGAGAACUUCGCUGCCGAUGCCUGGCAAGAACCACUGAUCGCUGGAUUCGUUGAUACCUGCCUGAAGGAGGUUGCCGAUAAGAAGGCCACCCGGAAGGAUGAAUACCGUUGCAAUCCGGCCUCGUCCCACUUCGGAUACUGUAUGUGGCGCCAGAUGACCCUGGCCUGCCCCAAGGAGAUGCAGGAAAGCUCCAAGAAGUGUGACAAGAUCCGCGAGAAAUUGGCCAAGAAUGAACCGGUCUCCAUGUACAAGUCCCAUGACUUCGAUGAUAACUAAGGCAAGUUGAUUUUUGGUAUGAGAAAGUUUCGUUCGACUGAUACUGAGGUGAUUUUUUAUAUGAGUGAUUUAAUGCUGAUCAAUCAAUAAAACGUUUAAAACCUA
Messenger RNA from Uranotaenia lowii, 911 nucleotides. RefSeq lists its product as uncharacterized. The coding region runs from base 87 to 806 and encodes 239 amino acids. The record is from RefSeq and is a predicted model, not a curated record. Lineage: Eukaryota; Metazoa; Arthropoda; Insecta; Diptera; Culicidae. Gene Ontology annotation, molecular function: odorant binding. The transcript has 2 exons.